Messenger RNA from Parastagonospora nodorum SN15, 684 nucleotides. RefSeq lists its product as hypothetical. Gene Ontology annotation, cellular component: nucleolus; cytosolic small ribosomal subunit; ribosome. Lineage: Eukaryota; Fungi; Ascomycota; Dothideomycetes; Pleosporales; Phaeosphaeriaceae. Gene Ontology annotation, molecular function: small ribosomal subunit rRNA binding; structural constituent of ribosome. The record is from RefSeq and is a predicted model, not a curated record. The transcript has 4 exons. Bases 70 to 525 code for a protein of 151 amino acids. Gene Ontology annotation, biological process: translation.
GAACGUCUCCAGCCCACCACUCCGCCAACGUACUAAUCGACCAGGUCACCGUCAGUACAAUCCUUCAAGAUGGGUCGUCUUCACAGCAACGGAAAGGGCAUAUCAGCCUCUGCCAUCCCCUACUCCCGCAGCCCGCCUGCGUGGCUCAAGACCACUCCCGAGCAGGUCGUCGAGCAGAUCCAGAAGCUCGCGAAGAAGGGCGCCACUCCCUCCCAGAUUGGCGAGAUCCUUCGUGACUCUCACGGUAUCGCCCAGACCAAGGUCGUUACCGGAAACAAGAUCCUCCGUAUCCUCAAGUCCAACGGCCUCGCCCCCGAGAUCCCAGAGGACCUCUACAUGCUCAUCAAGAAGGCUGUUGCUGUCCGCAAGCACCUCUCCACCAACCGCAAGGACCGUGACGGAAAGUUCCGCCUCAUUCUCAUCGAGUCCCGUAUCCACCGUCUCUCCCGCUACUACAAGACCGUCGGUGUCCUGCCCCCUACCUGGAGGUACGAGAGCGCCACUGCCUCUACCCUGGUCGCAUAAGCGCGCUUUGGUCGCGAGUGGGUCGUCAUGGUGAAGGAGAAACAUCUGAAAGGAGUUUUACGGGCAUGGAUGCUUCACGGAUACCUAGCAGGUCACGAUCUGGAAUGAAUCAAAAAGCAUUACAUCUAAAUUCAAUACAUGAAAAAAACUUGCAAACUG